AUUUUUUAGUUGAAGGUGAAUACAAUUAAUGCUUUUCUUUUCAUUAACAGUUUAAAUUCUCAUUUAAAAAAAAAUCCCAAUCGUGGUUGAUGUUUUCGUCUUCGCUAUGAGUUAUUCACAAAAGAAGCUGCAUACAUCUCCCUCACAUAACCAAAAUCAUAAUGAUGAUGCGAUUGCGGGUCCAUCAAACGAGGAAUCUCCGCCGAAAAUAUUCAAAUUGAGCAUCGAUUGCUUUGACGAGAUAUUUGAAUAUUUGAACAUGAAAGAUUUGCAUUCAUUCGGUCAAACAUGCAAGCGAAUAAACAGAGUGGCCGGAGAAUAUUUCAAACAAAAUUAUUCAUCGGCUGAAAAAUUCUAUACAAAAGAUGGAAUAUUCACGAAAUAUUCGGACAAAGACGGUGUUGUAAAUAAACGUAUUCUAACAUCUGGUUUUAAUAAGUUCAUGCCGUACAUUUCAUAUUAUAUUAUUAAUAAUGGUUUUCGUCAUCUUAAAUAUUUUCAAGCGCACAUCAGUGAAUUUGAGUCAACAAACCACAUUUAUAUGAUGAAAAUAGAUCUUAGUCAUGAACGAAUUAAGUAUUUUAAACAAUUGUUUCCACAACUGGAAAUUGUGCAAUACCAACGUUGUUCGUUGCGAGGUGACUUUUACAAUUCGAUAUUGAAACAUUGUACGAAUUUGAGAGAGAUUUAUAUUCAAAAUUCGGCUACCGGUAGACGUACAAAUCGUAAACUAAACUUGUUAUUAAAAGAAUAUCCCAAGCUUGAGCGAUUCGAAUGGAUACCUCCGUAUUCUGGUAAAUUUGAAGAGCUACGCACAUUUUUUGCACUAAAUCCAAAUGUACAGAGAUUUUCAACUACCAUAGGAUUUUGGUCGAAGAAUAGUAACAUAUUUUUAAAUUCUAAUGUAAAAUUGGAUAUAUUGGAAAUCAAAGAAUUUUACGUUUAUCCGCGGUCUAACGUUCAUUCAAAAAUUCCCUUGGAAUUAUUAAAUCAACUGCAUGAACAAGGCUUCUAUAAGCAACUAUACAUUUACAUAGAUGAUUGUGACGAAGAACGUAGCACUUCAUUAGGCUCGGUCAACGGUCUUGAGUUAUUGUGCAUUAGGUCAUUCGAGAAGACUUAUAAUUUAACUCAAUUGACCAAUCUGAGAGAAUUAAUUAUUUUGGGUGGAUCGAUUGCUGAGGAUAUGGAGAUUUUAGCAAAUUGCCUGACUAACCUUGAACGUCUUUACGUUGAUGAGGCAAAUAUUGAUGACAUUUUGCCAUUCAUUCGUCGAUCACCGAAAUUGAACAAAAUCAAAUUCAUACCACGGGACAAAGGUGUAGUUUUGAAUUUGGAAAUGAUGAAUAAGGAACGUGCCAAGUUGGCCAGAGCACGAAAAAUAAUAAUUUAUACGCGUGAUGAUGUCUUCUUGGCUACUAAAUGGACGACCAGAAACGGUGCUGUAAAUUUAAUUUUUUUCCAGAAAUUUAAGCUGUAUCGAAAUCAGACGAUCGGAUUCGCAUGAAUGGAAUCAUUAUUUUUCUUAUUUAAAAUAAUAAAAAGAAAUUUGUUAUUCAAAUCAGGUUAAUAUUCCAUUUAAAUUUAAAUUCUUUUUAGAUUCAUUUUUGAAAAAAAGCUGAAGAUUUUUUACUUCGCUCACUCGUAGAUGCUAGCCCAUACAUAUAAUCACUUAUCCCUUAGAUAUAUCAGAAGAAAGCUUUUAUCCGGAUCGGUUGAGCCGUUUGAUUGUCAAACUGACACAAACAUACAUACAUAUAUACCUUCGGUGUUAUAGAUAAAAGAAGAAAAGAAACAGAAAAAUUGA
This is a messenger RNA of Contarinia nasturtii (swede midge), 1807 nucleotides long. RefSeq lists its product as uncharacterized. NCBI's taxonomy places the organism in Eukaryota, Metazoa, Arthropoda, Insecta, Diptera, Cecidomyiidae. The record is from RefSeq and is a predicted model, not a curated record. The transcript is spliced from 3 exons. Gene Ontology annotation, molecular function: protein binding. The coding region runs from base 107 to 1507 and encodes 466 amino acids.